Messenger RNA from Parus major (Great Tit), 2072 nucleotides. It is a transcript of the gene SHLD1, whose product is annotated as shieldin complex subunit 1. Gene Ontology annotation, biological process: regulation of double-strand break repair via nonhomologous end joining. The record is from RefSeq and is a predicted model, not a curated record. The transcript has 3 exons. Bases 823 to 1485 code for a protein of 220 amino acids. NCBI's taxonomy places the organism in Eukaryota, Metazoa, Chordata, Aves, Passeriformes, Paridae.
ACCUUUGAUCUGAAGAGGUACAGACUGCACACAUUCAGCUGUUUCACUCCCAUCUACAGGGAAUCAAUCCAUCUAUAAGCAUUUCUUGCAGUAUUCCCACGCUUGUGCUUCUGGCCUUAGACAAAAAGGAAGGAACAGGAUCUUAAAAUCUGAUAACUGCAAGGUACCCUCUUGUUCUUCUGCUGUAGAACUUGCAGUGUUCUGCUCCUGAAGAAUUAGUAAAGUUAAAGCUUAGAUAGCACUGUUUUCCACAGAGCUAAAAUCUCUAAUGGCUUUUUUUAAAUUUGAUAGGAGCAUCUGUGUUUUCAGCACUCCUGAAAAUCCAUGUACCAAUCUGAGAUCUGAACCUAAUUUAAGUUGAUACAAAGUUGAACAAAUACACGAAUACACCUAGGACACAUGUAGUCUGUAGGUUGGAGGGGUAAAAUAUAGAGAAAAAAUUGUAUUUAACUGAGUUUUCACCUUCCCCUGCUUUAUUUUAUUCUGUUUUGUACCUCUUUUCAUUUUUGGAGUGUUUUCCCUUCCCCACAGCAUCUGUUUUACAAUAGAUCAUCUGUGCUACCCAGGCAUCAACUCCACAUCAGGAUUCAGGUCUCCAAGUGCAGGACUUCCCAUGAAGAUGAAUAAUGACAGUAUUACAGGAAGGGAAGGGUGGCUCUGUGUACCAGGAGAGAAAAACAGCCUUCUGCCACCACACUGAGACUCUCUUUGAACAUGGUCUCCUACCAAAAUGAAGGACUGCACUCUGCUUCACAUUUCACAGAAUUAGAAAAAGACCAAGCUAUUUUCUGACUGCCUGCAUCCUGCUUAUGUAACUUGCAGAUGACGGCUGUGCAACCUCUGGCUGAGCCCUGGAAAAUUUCCUUGUCGGUGAGUCAGGUGCUUGGCAAACGGUCUGGUGCAGUGGGCUUGGAGAUGAGAUUGCAGUCAGAGGCACUACCUGGAUACCAGAGCCCAAUUCAAGGAGAGAGCAAUCCAUCAUCUGCAGCUUCUGUGGGCUGUUCUGCUGAAGGCUCUGAGGAAGCAAACGUGAGAUGUUACCCAAAAGCAGGGCUGUGUGAGCCCUCUGAACCUAAUGAUGCCGUGCUCUCAUGGAUGUAUGAACAUGAUGGUGCAGCAGAUCCCAGCAUCAGGGACUCUCUGGAUGGCUUCUACAAAAUGUAUUGCAGAAAGCAGCCAGAGAGAAAGGAUCCGACCUAUGAGGCUGCCUCACGGUGUCUGUCACAGAAGAUUUCAGAGUUGGAACAAAAGGAUGGAACAAAAUAUGUGUCACGUUGCCUGCAAAUGGCACAAUUGGUCUUGAACAGAGAUGGAUGUAAGAUCUUUCCAAACCAUCCCCCUUCUGCUUGCUUUUCAAAGCCAGCUGAAGGAGAAGUCCUGUUGGAAAACAGGAGGAGUAUACCUGGACUCUCAGAUGACAUCCUGCAGUUCCUCUUGAAACACACGCAGGCAGAAUGUAGCCCUGAUGGGUCACACGAGAAGUGAGCAAGACAUUGGUUUGUUUCUAUCAUCAAAGCUUUGCUUUCACUCCAGAAAGAGGUGACUUUCCUAGAAAGACAUUGUUCUCCAAGCACCACCUUCAGCACCAGGUGCUCCAUGGAGGGGCUCACCCACACCAGACCUUGCACCUUGCUCUCUGAAGGGCAGCACUGCAUAAGGAGCAUCCGUGUAACUGCUUUGGGAUGUGGUGACUGUUUGGGAGGGGUCAUGCAGUGUUUGCUGCUGGGACAUCAAACAUGAUAAUUUAUACCCACCAGGCUUUUAAACCGGCCUGCAUCCUUACCCUAGGUUAACAGUGGUCCAGGCCAAAUUCAGCCCUUGGGUGGGCAUGGCUGUCCAAGUGCUGUUGGCUAUGACAGACUGACCUUGGCAUGGUGUGCCCCAGCCCUACAGAGGGAGAGUUAAGAUCUUGUUCUGUACAUUUGCCCCCACGGGGUGCCUCUUAGCUCUGUGUUUUUACCUACAGACUUGUAACCCCAUAGUUCAUGAUUGCAAUGCCAGGCAAAUUUUUCUGUCUGAAAAAGUGUGUGUGUGCAUGAAAAAGAGAAAAUACAGCUGAGUAUGUUCUCUGA